Cavenderia fasciculata is the source of this 303-nucleotide messenger RNA. Its product is annotated as putative NADH dehydrogenase. Lineage: Eukaryota; Evosea; Eumycetozoa; Acytosteliales; Cavenderiaceae. Gene Ontology annotation, biological process: mitochondrial electron transport, NADH to ubiquinone. The record is from RefSeq and is a predicted model, not a curated record. Bases 1 to 303 code for a protein of 100 amino acids. The transcript is spliced from 2 exons.
AUGGCUCAAUAUCUAAAGAACUUUACGACUAGAUUUGCACAAGCAAUGAAAUCAACUAAUCUUACCACUGCUGUAAAGACACCAAUACCUUCACAUAUAUACGAUGUUGUUCCAACCAAACCAGCAGAACAAAUGAUAAAGAGUGUUAAACCAAUCGAAAUUGAUGGUCAUAGAAUAGGAUGCGAUGGUGGAAAUGGACCACUUGGUCAUCCAAUGGUGUAUAUUAAUCUAGAUGGUGAAAAGCCACAAUCAUGCGGAUAUUGUGGUCUUCGUUUUGUUGCAAACAAGCAUCAUCAUCAUUAA